Molecule: messenger RNA, 2167 nt
Organism: Rhododendron vialii
Lineage: Eukaryota; Viridiplantae; Streptophyta; Magnoliopsida; Ericales; Ericaceae
Product: LEAF RUST 10 DISEASE-RESISTANCE LOCUS RECEPTOR-LIKE PROTEIN KINASE-like 2.1
Exons: 3
Coding region: 70-2025 (651 amino acids)
Biological process (GO): protein phosphorylation
Molecular function (GO): polysaccharide binding; protein kinase activity; ATP binding
Source: RefSeq, a predicted model, not a curated record
GUUUGAGUUUUAUUCGCACCCAUUACGAAUUUCGGUAUUGUCUCAGCUUGGGUGGAGUCUCCGGAAAAGAUGCAUCCCCAACUCUUCCCAAUCUCCUUUAUGUUUGUCGCGAUCGUAGCGCUAAUCCCGGCAUCUUUAGCGCAGGGCAACGAGCAAUACCUGAACUGCAGCCAGCUUUUCCAAUGCGGGAACAUCCAGGGAAUCGGUUACCCUUUCUGGGGAGCAAACAGGUCCCAGUCCUGCGGCCACCCGAGUUUCUUCCUGAACUGCACCGGGGAAGCCCCGGUGCUCACCAUCCAGACGCGGCCUUACCGUGUCCUUUCCAUCGACAACGCAACGUACGCUCUCACAGUAGUCAGACAGGAAUUCUGGAACGACACUUGCCCCCAGUACCUCUACAACGCCACUCUGGACCCGGACCACUUCAACUACGCGGCUGAUACAGACGAGCUAGUCCUUCGCUACGGGUGCACUACACUUGUCCCCGGCAACACGACAAUUGCGAAUCAGUUUCCGUGCCUCGCGAAUGGGACCGAAGGAACUUUCGGUAUUUUCGCGUCGGCUGGUCUUACGACCAUGUUGAAUUUUACUACUGUUAGUUGCAAUACAAGUGUGAGUGUUCUGGUGAAUUCGACUGUGGGUGCGGGUUUAUCGAGCAAUGGUACUUCAGCGAAAUUGACAGAAGUGCUUGAAAGUGGUGUUGGGUUGGUGUGGGAAGCCAACAAUACUAACUGUCAGCGGUGUGUCGGCUCGGGCGGGGCGUGCGGGUCGAAUUCCUCGAAUCCUGGUUCGCUCGUUUGUUAUUGUUCGGAUGGGGAGUACGAUGCAAGCUGCGGAUCAAGUCAACCCGGAACAGAGAGCAAAAGGAACUUGGGAAAAAAACUUGGAAUAGGGAUUGGAAGCGUUUUGGUUGUUGGGGUAGUGACAACACUAGCCCUGUUCUACUACUUUGGGCGAAAUUCCUCUGGUAAAUCCUUCAUUUUCUGGAAUAAUGAAAAUGAAGUUCAUGCAAAUCUUGAGGCCAUUCUAAACAACUGCGGGUCCCUUGCUCCAAAAAAAUACAGUUAUUCAGAAGUAAAGAAAAUGACCAACUCCUUUAAGGAGAAAUUGGGUCAAGGAGGAUAUGGCCUAGUAUACAAAGGUAAGUUGAAAAAUGGCAGCCUCAUUGCAGUGAAGGUCCUAAAGGAAUCAAAAGGCAAUGGGGAAGAAUUUAUUAACGAGGUCACAAGCAUCAGCAGGACAGCUCACAUUAACGUAGUCACUCUUCUGGGUUUUUGUUUCGAGCGUCGCAAAAGAGCUCUCAUCUACGAGUUCAUGCCUAAUGGGUCACUGGACAAGUUCAUAUCUGACAAAAAUUUGUCAGUAGAGCAUCAAUUAGGGUGGGGAACACUCUACCAAAUUGCGAUUGGAAUUGCUAGAGGGUUAGAGUACUUGCACCGUGGUUGUAACACAAGAAUUUUGCACUUUGACAUAAAGCCACAUAACAUUCUUCUAGAUGAAGGCUUCUGCCCAAAGAUCUCUGACUUUGGCCUCGCCAAACUAUGCCCUAAGAAAAACAGUAUCAUAUCAAUGUCAGACACAAGAGGUACAGCUGGCUAUAUUGCUCCAGAAGUAUUUUCUAGGAUCUACGGAGGGGUCUCUCACAAGUCGGAUGUCUAUAGCUACGGAAUGAUGAUUAUAGAUAUGGUUGGAGGGAGAAAGAAUGUGGAUCUUGGAGUUGACCAUACCACUGAAUAUUUUCCUGAUUGGUUAUACAGGCAUCUUGAACUGGCUGAGGAAAUUGGACAGCAUGGUAACAUUAACGAAGCAGAAACAGAAAUAUCAAGAAAGAUGACGACAGUUGGCUUGUGGUGCAUACAAACAGAUCCUUCUAGUCGACCAGCUAUGAGUAAGGUGGUGGAGAUGUUAGAAGGGAGUCUAGCGUCCUUGCGAAUCCCGCCUAGGCCUUUCUUGGCUUCUCUCCAAAGAGCACCGGCAGAAUCUUCAUCCACAGAUAAUCUAGAGUCAUGCUCCUCUAACGUAUGAUUAUUCUGUCCCAACGGCCAAGGUAAUACGGAGGAUGCAGUCGUUAUCCGGAGUGAUUGGGCUGUCUAUUCCUCUAAAUUAGCUACUCUGUGUAAUAGAGUGAAUUAGCAUAAUGGCUCGAGGAUGCCUAUUAUUCUCAAAA